Malaya genurostris is the source of this 4111-nucleotide messenger RNA. Its product is annotated as claspin. The record is from RefSeq and is a predicted model, not a curated record. The transcript is spliced from 6 exons. Gene Ontology annotation, biological process: mitotic DNA replication checkpoint signaling; activation of protein kinase activity; mitotic G2 DNA damage checkpoint signaling. The coding region runs from base 131 to 4030 and encodes 1299 amino acids. Gene Ontology annotation, molecular function: anaphase-promoting complex binding. Lineage: Eukaryota; Metazoa; Arthropoda; Insecta; Diptera; Culicidae.
AUAAAUCGUUGUGGCGGGAAACGAUUCUCUAGUUUUUUUUUUUAAUAACUUUAAUAUUGUUGAAUAACGCCACAAAGUUACUAGAAAGUUAUUACAAGAGAGUUCAAUACAAAAUCUACACUUAUAUACGAUGGAAACAGCAGAUGAAAAUAGUAACCAGAGUUCUCAAUCCAAUGUGCCGCAUAUUUUCAAAUCUCAACAAGAGUUAGACUCAGAUUCGGAAUUGCACGUCGAUGAUACUCUUCGGAUGGAGGAAUCAGAUGAUGAAGCUUCCGUUGAUUUACUAAGUGCUAAUAAUGAAUUAACACCAGUUGGAGAAAAUACGACUGAGAAACUGAAUCAGAACCAAGAAACAUCAUCUAAUGGGCAAACAAAGAAUGCUAACGGAGAAGUAUUGUGUUCUGAUACAAUCGAUUCCCAAACGGAUGGAGAGGAUGCACUGACAAAUAAUAAAAAUUCUACUAAAAAAACAUUAAAAAUCAUUGAUAGUGAUUCUGAACAAAAUCAAUUGAUUAAUAAUAUAACUUCAAAGGCAAGGUUUUCCAAAAUAAUUGACAGCGACACGGACGACAACUUUGAAAACGACCAAAACGUAUUAGAGCACAAACAAGUAAUGGGUACUAUGGAAAAUAAAGAAAAAUCAAUGAAUCGACUAAAAUCUUUAAUCGAUUCGGAUUCUGAUAGUUCCAACAAAGAGUCCGAUACAAAAAACACCAAAAGAAAAAAACUUAAAAGCAAAAAGGAGCGUGAAAAGACGAGGAAAAAUGGAGCUCCAAAAGAUUUAUUGGCAAGUCUAAAUUUAGAUUUUAGUGAUGAUGAUUGCCACAAUGUAGAACAAGCGGAUACAAAUAGUAGUUGUGGAAGCGACUCGAAUAAUAGUGAUGAAGAAACAUUAAAUGGUAAAGAAUCGAAAUCCGGCAAUAUCAAUUCCGAGAAUAAAUCUCAAAGGAUGUCAGCUAAAAUGGCCAUGGAUCAAAUGAAAGUCAUACAAAGUGAGUCUCAGCGAAUGGCUCGUGAAGCGAACAUUGAUGUUCCGUACCACCGCCCGAAACAGCACACGCUCCAAGAGUAUCUCAACCGACGAAUGGUUCAUAAAUCAAAUGACAGUAAUGACGGACGUAAAAAAAUAGCAGCUGCCAUUAAAAUGACACCCGAAGAAUUAGAAGCCUACGCAAAGCGAUUAGAGGAGCGUGAGAAAGAAGCUAUGGAAUUUUUCAAAAAUGAAACAGAUGAAGAAAUUGAAAGUACUGAGCAUGUCAGCGCAGUUCAGCUGGAUAGCAAGCUUCUUAGUAACGAGAAAGCGGACGUUUUCCCUCAAGAAGAAACUAGAAUUGAUAGUCUUCCUGAUUAUGCAACACAAAAUCAACUUGAUUCGAAUCAGAAUGCUAAUGACAUCCAAAUGCUUGAAGUCAAUCCACAAGCUGAUCGUAUUGAGAAUUCACCAACUGAAAAAGAUGACGAGGUUGUCGACAAAACUCAUGAGAAUACAGAAAAAUUAUUAGUUCUUCAAACAGAACAUACAGAUAAACCUACGACGCCGGCAACGAACAUCAACGUGGUCGAUAAACAAAAUAAAACAGUCGAUUACGACAUUUUUCCCGAACCAUCAUGUUCCAAACUAGUGUCAAAAAAUGUCGAGCUACUCGCAGAAGCUAACAUACCCUUGUAUCCUACGUUGCAUGGCAGUCCCAACAUGGUAAUCGAUUUAGACUCUGGAGACGUCGUACCACAGGCGCCAACUGGUGCAGCGAUUCUUCUGGAACGCUUUGCUAAGUGCAGUGGUAAAAAAUCAAAAAAAAAUGCAAAUUUAAACAUACUAAGCACUGAUAAAGGAACGAUCCAAAUGGAUACCAUUGUGCUGCCGGUAAAUCCGGACGAUCGUGAUCCUAAUGGUAAAGAACCUGUUCCAGGUGCAUCUUUCAUGAAACUACGACAAAGUCUACGCGAGAAAAUGGAGCAAAGUCGCAGAGAAGCGUUUCUCAAGCGACAGAUGGAAUCGCAACAGGCAAAACAGUUGGAUGACGACGAAGAAGAGGAGGACGAGAUUCUUGAUGAAUCGGAAGAGUUCGACUGUCAAACUGCGGUUGAUGACGACGAUGAGGAAAAGGUUAUUGAACAGACGGAGACAACUGAGAAAAACGUCGGUGGUCUAAUUGAUGAUGAAGCGGACGAGAUCGAUAGUGAGCAAGGCGAUGAAGAUGAUGAAGAAAACGAGGAGAGCAACGUAGACGAUGAUGAUAGUUCGAGUGAAAACGAACCGACCGAGCAAAUAGUUGAGCCUGGAACGAAAAAGAAGUCUAGAAUUAUUGCGGCUUUCGUGGACUCCGAUGAUGAUGAUGAUUUGGUUUCGAAAAAAAUGUCUCAAGAUAAACAACAGGCUUCAACAGAAGCAACAACAGAAAAAGAUGAAUUGUUAACGACACUGGAAGACACAAACAAAUUCACUGCAUCAGAUCGGGAGAAUCUAGAAUCGGGAGACACUAUAAAACUUCUUUGGAAAGAUACCGACGAACCAGUCACUGCAACGCAAGCAGAUGACGACCUUCUAGACCUAUGUUCGGGAAGUUUCGGUGGAGUCACUCAGGUUCCAUCGCCGCUGAUAUCAGCCUCUCAAGAUACUAAAUCUAUAAACUUGAGUACUGGUUCGAUGUUCACAUUUAAUACUCAAUCGGAUUUAGAUGAUUUGUUGCCUUCGGAAAGUAAGAAAACAGCCACCGAUGCUUUAUUUACUCAACACAAUGACAAGAAUCACGCGAAUGACGAUGAACUGAUGGCCCUGUGCUCGGGUACAUUUACUACACAGCGUCAGUCAGUCGAACAACAACAGAAUCCUGAGGGUGAACUCCCGAAUACUGUGGUUAGUAAAGGAAAGCUGGUUUUAGCUUCUUCCGACGAGGAGAAUGACGAAAGUGAUAGUAAGAGGCCGAAAAAACGAAAACAGAAAAAAAGGACCAAAAUUUCAGACGACGAAGAGAGCCUUUCCGACGAUGAUCUAGUAGACGAAGAAUUCUCUGAGACCAAUGAACCAGUAGAACCCAUCGAUGAAGAUGAAGCUGAACGUUUUGUGGACUAUGAUUCGGAAGAAAAUGAGGUCGAAGUUGUUAUGACCAAGAAGGAUAAACAAAAAGUGGCAAACGCUUUCCUUGAAAACGAGGCAGAAUUAUCGGAAUCUGAAUGGGGUAGUGCCGAUGAAGACGAGAAAGAUCUAGAUCGAUAUGAUCUUGAGGUUGGAGACGAGGAAAAGUUUGAUCAAAAUAAGUUGCAUGAAGAAUUGGAACGAAUCCAUGCUCGAAGAAUGUUGGAGCAAGACAAGAAGGAAGUAAAAACUCUUCAAGAAAUCUUUUUUGAAGACGAAGAGAAAGAUGGUAUUGGCCGUGAGAGGCAAUUCCGCUGGCGGAACGUUGAAACUACUUUCAGUUUGGAUUACAACAAAGAACACGCAGACGAGGACAAUGCUGAUGAACAAGGAGGAAGCGAUAAUGAGACCGAACUGCAGUGGCGGAAACUUCGCCACGAAAGAGAACUAUUACUGAAAGAAAAGAAAGUUAACCUGGAUGAGGUCAAUUUCACAACGUUAUUGGAUAAGACAUUUGAGGAUGAUGAAAAUAACUCGAGUGUUAACAACACAAUGACGUCAUUGGGAAUAAAGAAAAAAAUUACGAUUGUUCGGACCAAGAAAACAAGCGACGUCAUCACUCCUAAGGAUUCGCCAUUCUUGAUAACAAAAUCUUCCAUUGUUCAGGGUCAUAAAGCUUCUUUUCUAUCUCGGGACAAUGACACGUUGAAUAAACUAGCCAGUUUAGUAAAAGUUCCCGAUGUCGAAGGUACUAGCACCGUGAAUGCAGCAAAAGGCAGGAAUUUUGUGUUUGCUGCUGUCAGUCCAGCUGUGGAUAAAACGGGAACUAAGCGCUCAUUGGAUGCAGAAACAGAUGAUUCUCCGCAGAAUACCAAGAAAGUCAAAACGGGGUCUAUUAGCUUCAAUGCAAGUGUUCCUACUAAGAAGCGGUUGCUACUAGAACAAUUGAUAUAACUGCACAUAAUACAAAUGAAAGAACGAUUCCUCAUGUGGAAUAAAAAAAAGCAAUCCAAUAUCAUUCAGUACUUAUUAUCU